Messenger RNA from Pieris napi, 6465 nucleotides. RefSeq names its product breast cancer type 2 susceptibility protein-like. Gene Ontology annotation, biological process: regulation of DNA-templated transcription; double-strand break repair via homologous recombination. NCBI's taxonomy places the organism in Eukaryota, Metazoa, Arthropoda, Insecta, Lepidoptera, Pieridae. The coding region runs from base 168 to 6143 and encodes 1991 amino acids. The transcript has 9 exons. The record is from RefSeq and is a predicted model, not a curated record.
UGAAAAAUAGGUUGAAAAACAAAGAAAAUUGUUUACGAAUCUCAAAUCUCAAUAAUCAAUUCACCCACAAUUUUGAACAUACGUAAAAUAUGUUAUCAGGAAAAGAUAUUUGAGAUAUGAUUGAGAUUGUAGUUAAAAUAUUAUAUUUUUGAUAAGCUAUAUUUAGGAUGGAUAAAUGUACAGACCAGAUUUUGAAGUUUGAACAAGCUUUGAAAAAUAAGAGUUCAAAUAAGCGAACUUUAUACGCAGCGGAUACGAAUUUAAUUUCGAUCAAUUAUAAAGUAGAGGAUGUCAUAGUAAGCGUUUCAAAACAAAUAAAAGCCCUGCAGAGUGCGGAUUGUGUAAAUAGACAACAUAAUAUAAACAAAGUCAAAUCGUCAGGGAAUUGUUUGCUGUCAAAUGGGACAUUAAAGGAAAAUAUACUAAACAAAUUUGAAACACAAUGUGUAUCGGACACACAGUUGAUUGAAAUAGUACAAAUUGUUGAAGCACAAGAAGCUGACACGGGUAUAAUAAAAGAAUUUGAUACUACAUUUUGUCAAAAAAAUAAUCAUAUUGAUUAUUCUGAAUCUGUGUUUAAGGAAAAGUUAGAUAACAGUAAUAAAACUAAAUGUUUGUCUAGUAACACAGUUGCCACACAAAAUAUCCCACCUACGAUUGAUAAUUCUAGUGCCUCAAAUGAAAUAUUAAAAAAUGGAGAUAGCAUAAAGCCAAAUAAUUAUGUUCAAGGUACAUUUGAAGUUUGCAAAGAAUUUUCAGAUUCAGAAGAUUUUCAGCAAUUUCAAGCAUUAGAUGAUUUGGAAAAGAGCCCAAUAAUAAGUAAAAUUAAUCCUCUUAUUAUUAAAACUGCACAAUCCUUAGUAUAUAAAUUGGAUUCUUUUGAAAAGUUUGAAGCAUUAGCUCUACCUAUAAUUGAGGAAUAUCCUGAUUUAAAAGUUGCAAAGAAAGUCAUCAAUUCCCAAAUUGAAAGUAAGGAAUUAUUUUUUGAAACAAAUGUUGAUCCAAUUCUGAAAACCAAUAAGCUAAACACAAGUCCAAUUUUAAAAUCGAGCAUUGACAUUAAAAAACAUCACAAUAAUGCUACCCCCAUAUGGGCCACCUCAGAACAUAAAUCCCAGCAAAGUAUGAUAGAAGAUGAAAUUUUGUUUAGCAGUGAUGAAGAAAAUAACCAUUCAACAAAUGCUGGUGAAGAUUUGCCAUUGACUUGUGCUCUACAGACUUCCUUUUAUGACUAUACUGGUGUUUUAGAUAAAACAAUGUAUGUAGGUUUUCAGACUGCCAGCAACAAGACCAUACAAGUACAUUCUGAUUCAUUUAUUAAGGCUCAAAGUCUUUUAAAUAAUCAUGAGCUUGAAAAUAUAGAUGUCACAGAACUUGUUAACAUGUUCGACAAUACUUUUAAAAGUUCAAAUAAUACAAAUUCUGUAGGACCAAAUAACGCAAAUAUUAGCUUAUCAACAAAUAAUCAUAGUAUCGAUAAACAAAGUUUAGGUGAUAAUAUAUUUGUUGGUUUUCAAAAGGCUAAUGGUAAAUCAAUUGAUAUAUCUGAAAAUGCACUAAUGAAGGGAGCAGAACUAUUGAAAGAUAUUGAUACAAAUCGUGAAAUGUCACAAUCACAAGGAAGUUCUCAUUAUAAACGUAAAAAACAAUUAGAAGCACACAGUUGGAAUGUUACUAAAACAGUUAAACAUACUAAAGAAACUAUUAAAGCUUCUACUUGUUUCCCAAAUAUUGUGAUAACAAAAGAAGAUAAUGAAUCUCAGAUUAUUAGAAUCAUCAAUGAUGUAGAAAAUACAUUGACAAAAAUAAAUGAUGAUAAUAUUAUACAGGAGUUUGAAACUAAUUUAGUUGAAAAGGGAGAAAGAAAUAAUAAUGCACUAACAUACCCAAAAGAAUAUAAUGAGAUGGCAGGCAUUGAAAUGGCUAAUUCAAAAGUAAUAAAAGUAUCAAAUAAAGUUAUGGGAAAAACCAAAAGGAUGUUUGAGAAUAGUCCUGAGUUGAAAAAUGUCUGUAAUGCAACUCCAAUAACUGAAUUAUCUGGUUUCAAAACAGCAAGUAAUAAAAGUAUUGCAGUGUCAGAAAAAACUUUAUUGAAGUAUCAAAAUAUAUUAGAUAACAUAGAUUUCACAAAUAUUUUAGAACCAUGCCAAGAUAUGGAAAACAAAGAAUCUGGGACAUGUGCAAUGCCAACGGUUAAAGGUUUUUCAACAGCAAGUAAUAAAGAAAUAAUAGUAACUAAUGAAGCUUUAUUAAAAAGUAAAGCACUAUUUGAGGAUAUUGUUAUAACUUCUGACAUGACAGUAAAAAAUGAUAGAUUAAAUAAAACACACUCAGAUAUGUUUGAAACCUUUAAAAUUGCAAAUAAUAAUAUACCAGAAGUGUCUAAAGAAGCCUUAUGUCGAAAUGAUAAAAUAAUUGAUAAUAUCUCAGAAGAAAAUAUUAGAAAUUCAUCUAAUAAGGUAUAUGAACCAGGAAUAAAGCUCCAAGGUUUUGUCACUGCAAACAAUAAACCUAUAAUGGUGUCUUCAAAAUUAAUUGAUAAAUAUAAAAACAUUUUUGAAGACAUUAAUAUAAGUGAAAGUAAUGUUAUAAAUGACAUUGAACAUCAAAAUAAUAACAAUCUCUCUGAAGAUGUAACUAAAAUUACCAAUAGUGAGUCUAAAUUUCAACUACAUACAUCAAAUCAAAAGGCAGUUGAUGUGUCUAAGACAAUAGGAAAAGGUAAAAAAAUAUUAAGGGAUUGUUAUAGUUUUCAAGGUUUUCAGACUGCUAGUCAUAAAAAAAUUAGUGUACCAAAAGAAAAACUUGCAAGUUAUUUGAAAAUAUUUGACGGUAUUGAUUUAAAUAUUACUGAAAUGGAUGAAAAUCUAUCAACAAAAUCACUCAGUGAAGCAGAAAUGCAAUAUCCUCAGUUAAUUGAACCUAAAACUGUUAAUAAUGAAAACAUAAGUUUCUCAGAAAUCUCUAAGGCUAACAGUAACAAACUUAUGCACAAUAUUGAUAUAGGAAUUGCUAAUAAAGAAAAUGAAUACUCAUAUUCAUACAAACACUUACCAGAAACUAAGGAUACAUUACAAUCAGCUAAGUACAUUUUCCAAACAGCAAGCAGUAAACCAAUUAGUGUUACCGAAGAAGCUUUUGAAGCCAGUCAAAAAAUAAUAAAUGCAAAAACAGACGAAGAUGUAAGAAAUGUAAAAAAUUUGGCAUGUGUUGGAUUUAAAACUGCUAGUAAAAGAAAAAUUGACAUAUCUAAACAGACUUUAAAUAAAGCCAAGAAGUUUUUUGAUGGUAUUGAUGAAACACCAUCAAAUGAGUUUAAAGACUUAGAGAAACAUACAAAAUCAAAAUUUCAAUUUCAAACUGCAAAUAAUAAAAGAGUAAAUGUUUCUGAAGAAGCAAUUGUAGCCAGCCAAAAACAACUUAAUACUGACCUAUAUUGUAAGAGAUUACAAAUGUCUGACAGUAAAAAUUGUAACAUUUCUAAGGAGACUAUGAGUGCUAUUGAUAGCAUCAAUUUCAAUGAAGAUUCAAAAAAAAAUAUACCAACAUUAUCUAAUAUGGAAUACAUUCAGGAUUCAAAACUUAGCUAUAAAAUUAAUUUGGAUAGAAAUUUUAAAGUGAAUGGAAAUAAAGAUGGAACUCAAGAAGCAUACUUAGAACAAUUGAAAGAUAUCAGUUUGAAUAAUAUUUUAGAUAGUCAGAUCAUAAAUAACUUUGAAGAAACUCUAUACACUGAAGAUUUUUUAAAAGAAACAUCAUCAAUAUGUAAAAGAUCUGGUAGCCCUAUUCUGCAUUGUCCUAAAGCCAAAAAACGCAGAUUUGAAGCACCAGCAAGCGUUAUAAAGAAUGUCAACCCCGAUGGCUGUCAAAACAAUAGGAAAGCAACAUUUAUUUUUGACAGUAAUUAUAAGAAACACAACGUUUUUAGUCUCAAAGAUUUGAAAAUGUUUGAAGAAAAAUAUAAAUCUAAAACUAUAGACACUCAAUUUUUUGGUUUCAACUUUGAAAAUAUUUUGGAGUUUGAAUUUAGCAGCGAGAGAAAUGAUUGGACCGGCGUAAAACUCAGUACAAAUAAUAUAAAAGAGAUAUUUGAAGGAUCUGUAAAUAAAAAAAUAAUACCAACAGGCUGGAUUGAAAAUCAUUUAAAAUUAAUUAUAUGGAAGCUACUAUCAUAUGAAAUUAUUUAUCCAAAUGUUUGUUACAAAGCUUGUUCAAUGAAGAAAGUUAUGGAACAACUUAAAUAUAGAUAUGACCGGGAAUUAUAUAAUGUUCAAAGACCUGCCUUUAGAAAGAUACUAGAGCGAGAUGACAUACCUACAAAAACUAUGGUUGUAUGUGUUGUUGGUGUCUAUAUAAAUGGUGUUUAUGUCAGCAGUGUUGCCAACUCAACAGACACCAUAGAGUUACUACUAACGGAUGGUUGGUAUUGCAUAAAGGCAUGUAUAGACAGGCUAUUGGCAAAGUAUGUAUGUCAAGGCAAAGUAUCUGUUGGAACCAAGCUUGUAAUACAUGGUGCGGAAUUGAUUAAUUGCGACCAAGGAAUCUCUCCGUGGGAGGACACAUCCUCCGUAAGGUUAAGAUUGUUCGGUAACUCAACACGCCGUGCCCGCUGGGAUGCGAGAUUGGGUUACCAUAGCAACGCGGCCAUCUUAACUCAACUGUCAGCUGUUAAAGCUGAUGGCGGAAAAGUAUCAAAGUUACGGGUGUUUGUUACGCGCGUAUAUCCUACGCUUUAUGUUGAGAAGUUUGAUGAUGGUAGCAUGGUUACUCGCUCAGAGAGGUUGGAAAAUUUACACCAGAUGAAGUAUGAAUCUGAACGGCAAAUGCUGCUUGAGAAGAUUUACGAAGAUGUUGAGAAAGAAUUUUAUGAGCAGGAGUCUCAGGAUUCUGAAGGAGUUGACGUUGAUAGAAGACUAGAAACAGGAUCUCAGAUUUCAAGAGCUAUGAAAAAACACUUUGAUCCUGCUGAAUUUAGAGCAUCAUUAACAGAAUCACAACUGCGCAAUCUUCAAAACCAUACAAAUAAGCAAAAAGACAAACAAAUUGAACUUAUCCAGGAAAAAGUGCGGGAGAAAAUUAAAAAUAGCAGCCUAAAUGUUACCAGAAAUGUUGUUCCCCUUAUGAAAAUUCGUGUUGCCAGCGUUGGAGACGAUUUUAAAAUUUGUAAAGGAAUGAUAUCAAUAUGGCGGCCAAAUGAGGAGUUACAGGAAAUAAUAACAGAAGGGAAAUGGAUUCAAGUCUAUAAUGUAGUUCCCACAGCUCUUAGAUAUUCAGAGAUUCAGCUCUCAGCUAGCCGCCAAUCAAUAUUUCAAAAUUGUGAAGUUAAAAACUCAAAGAAAAAUACAAUUAUUGAGUCGCUGAAGCGACGAUAUUACCCUAUUCGAGAUUUAACCAAAAAUUCAUUUUUAAACACAGACUAUAACGAAAUUGAUACAGUUGGUUUUGUUUUUUUAAUCGAACCUUCAAAUAGAGAGUUUGAAACCUCAAAACAGCUAUUUCAAAACGCGUUUCUCGCUGAUGAAAAUAAAAAUAUAAUCUGUGUCAAUUUUUGGGGCGGAAUAAAAAAGUUUGGUUUCGAACAUAUUUUGGAUACUGGUCAAAUCGUCGCUUGUAUAAAUUUGCAAAAGAGAUCUGGCAACACAAUAAAGAGUAUACCACAAUACCGUGCCACCGAAUUUUCAUAUUUUACAAAAACAUCUAAAUAUAAAUGUAUAAGAGAGGUUUCAAUAGAGUUGAUAAAAAAUUUCUCUGGAUUGGAUAAAAGAAAAUUUCAAGACGACUGUGUAGUUUUCAAGAAUAAUUUUGCUAGUGUGAAACAUGGCAACGAUGUAUCACCAUACCGAAUGAAUAAUAGUGAUUACAAUAUUUCCAAAAACAGGAUAUUUAUAGAUUCACCUAUUGCCAAAGACGCUAAUUUUAAUCUUAGCGGUAUAGAUUUUGAGUCUACUUUCAAACAAAGGGAUACACAAGAUAUGGCACCGCAGGAAUUAUUACGUAAGGAAAAAGUAAACGCAAAAAUAGCCAAAUUGAAAAUGUACGGGGAACCACCACCUUUAAGUACGAUAAAUAUAAUAAAUGGUUCAAAAAAUGCAGCUAACGCAUUCAAAAGUCCGUUAACUACUCGAAAUAAUAUACAAGUUUAACCACCAGUGCAGAAAAAUCAAGUAUUGUUGAUAAAGAAAAUUCAAAAAUUGACACAAGCCCUGUGUUGCCUCUUAGAAAAUCUGGGAAGAGACCAACUGUAAACCCUGUAAAAUUAAACUUUAAUGUUGUUGAAAACGUAAAUAAUAUAGCCGAUCCUUUUGCCGAUGACUUUGACGCUAGCCCGCCACUAAGCUUAGAUUAAAUAUUAAAGACAAUAACUGUGAUUUAUAAAAAACCUAUCUUUCUAUUUAAAUCUAAAUAUUUUGAUAGUUAUAUUUAUAUGUAUUGUGUAAGACUAAAUAAAACGUUACGUUGUUUUUU